Mytilus californianus (California mussel) is the source of this 9394-nucleotide messenger RNA. Its product is annotated as zinc finger protein 883-like. The transcript has a single exon. Bases 103 to 1959 code for a protein of 618 amino acids. The record is from RefSeq and is a predicted model, not a curated record. Gene Ontology annotation, molecular function: DNA-binding transcription factor activity, RNA polymerase II-specific; RNA polymerase II cis-regulatory region sequence-specific DNA binding. NCBI's taxonomy places the organism in Eukaryota, Metazoa, Mollusca, Bivalvia, Mytilida, Mytilidae. Gene Ontology annotation, biological process: regulation of transcription by RNA polymerase II.
GCAAGGAAUAAAGUCAUGAAGGUUAAGUUUCAAAAGUUCUAACUGGAACUGACACGAUUGAUUUGGAAAAGACCAAAGAAGCCAUAAUACACAACUUAAGUAAUGAAUAACGACGAACAUGAUGAAGUUAAACCAAGUGUAUGUGAGUUAUGUGAUAAGUGCUUUUAUGACAGCACUGAACUUGACAAACAUUACAAUGAACAUACACUAGAUUCUACAGAAUAUAAUGUAGAAAAUCAUACUACAAAACCAGAAUCAUUGUAUAGAUGUGGAAUUUGUGGCCAGAAUUUCAAUAGUGGUGAAGAAUUAUCAGAUCAUUCAGUAACACAUAUUCCAGAUGAAAUCUAUACUUGUGAUAUAUGUAACAAGCCGUUCCUGACCAAAGAGGAUAUUAGUGAUCAUUACAACACAGCUCAUGAUAACGAUAAACCUUAUAAAUGUGAGAUAUGUGGCAAAGGUUUUAUCCUCACUAAAACUUUAGAAAAACACAGGCAAAUACAUAUCACUGGUAAACCUUAUAGAUGUUCAGAAUGUGGCAAAGGAUUUACUGAAAAUGGAGCAUUGCAGAGUCAUUUGAAAAUUCAUUCAGGAGAAAAACCAUAUAAAUGUCAGGUGUGUGGAAAGGCUUUCCGUGAAAGUGGCACUCUAGUCAUACACACACGCAUACAUACUGGGGACAAACCUUAUAAGUGUGAUCUGUGUGAAAGGGGGUUCGUGACCAGUAGCAGUCUUAAGGCUCAUAAAGAAACACACACUGGAAUCCGGUCACAUAAAUGUGAAUAUUGUGGACUGAAAUUUAGACAGAGAGCUGGUUUAAAGAUUCAUUUGCCAAAACACACUGGGGAAUAUCUUUAUCGUUGUGAUGUUUGUGGUAAAGGCUUUGCCCUGAAAGGUAGCUUUAACAUUCAUAUGAAUAUGCAUAAGGGAGCUCUGAUUUACAAAUGUGACCAGUGUGACAAAGCAUAUGCUGCUAAACAUAUGCUUAAACUUCACCAACAUAUGCACACUGGGGAAUUCCCAUAUAAGUGUAAUCUGUGUGGAAAAGGUUUCCUCGGUAAAGGAAAUCUAACAUGCCAUCUACGUAUACACAGUGGUGAGAAACCUUUCAAAUGUGAAUUUUGUCCAAAAGCCUUUGCCAUCAGUGGUAACCUACAGCAGCAUGUCAAGAUUCAUACCCGUGAAAUGAUGUUUAAAUGUGACAUCUGUUCUCAUGAGUUUGUCACAAGUGUAUCAUUACGUAAACAUGUGCGUGUUCACACUGGUGAAAAGCCUUUCAGAUGUGAGAUCUGUGGAAAAAUGUUUGCACAAAAUGCAAAUCUUAAAAGACACAAAAUUAUACACACCGGAGAAAAAGAAUAUAAAUGUGACAUCUGUCAUAUGGAAUUUAAUAUGCCAACAAAUUUAUACAGACACAAACGUGUGCAUUCAGAAGAGCGCAAAUACGAAUGUACCUUUUGUGAUAAAGCAUUCAAAAGUAAUGGUAACCUUCAGCGCCAUAUUAGAAUUCAUACAGGGGUUAAACCUUUUCAGUGUAAUACAUGUGGAAGACAGUUUGGUCACAGUGAAAGUCUACAGCGCCAUACAAGAACCCAUACAGGUGACAAACCGUAUAAAUGUGACACUUGUGGUAAAUGCUUUGCUGAUAAUGGUUGUUUGGCCAGACAUAAAUCCGUCCAUGAUCCAGGAGGCAAGAAAUAUAAAUGUGAUAUUUGUCAUAGAUACUUUGUUCUUAACUCUAGUAUGAAGAGACACAAAAAAGAAGUCCAUGGUGUAGCUGAUGACAAUAAUUCUAGUCUAGACGAUCAAACAUCAAAUGGUAUCAGUUAUAACAGUGAUGCUACUACAGAAGAUGAAAAUGAAGAAGAUAUUCACAAAUACAGUUCUAAAAAGACUUUGAAUUUUGUAGAUAAUUCUGUUAAAGUUGAAGCUGGUAAUCAUGAUAGUGAGCAAUGUGAUUGAUGUUAUUCAAUAUAGAUGACUAUUAUAAGUAUAUAUUAUAAAUUGUUUUCAGCAUAUAUCAUGUAUAUAUAUUAAAUUAUUUAUUUAUUCAUUAUCAAGAACUAUAACAUUAAAGUUGCACAAAUUUAUUUGUUGUAACAGCACCUUGAAGUUAAAUGAAUGAUUCGAAGUUUAAGGUGUUAAUUCAUUCUAUAUACAUUGUACAUUCUGAACAGUUUGAAGUUAAAUUUAAAAUACACAAGGUAAAAAAAACCAUGCGAUGGUUCUGUUACUCUUUUCAUGUUUUAUUUUUUCUUUCUGCUAAAUUGAUACAUGUACAUACAGUCAGGGGUACUACUUGUACAAGUAAUCUUUAUUUACUUGAAGAAGUAAAUAAAAUAUACUUAUACAAGUUAAAUAUAUUGUUUGAAUAAUCUCCCCUUAAUUUUCUAAAAAAAUUUACUUGUAUAAGUAAAUUUUUUUUACAAUCCCACAAAAAUUCUCAAGUUUUGAGAUGUAAAAUCAUGCCUUUAACAAUUUUUCUCAGGUUAGCUCAUAAUUUUUGAUAAGAGUUCAAGGUUUCAUCUCAUUAAUUCAACAAAGAAACUGAUUGAGCAAAGGUCUUAAGUAUUUGCGCAAGGCCUUCAAAAAUUGCUCCUUGGGGACUUGUAAAUGAGCAGUGUUCUUAAGAUACAUAACAGACAAAUGAGAUUUUCAUUGUCCAUGAAAUAACACUUUAAUGAAUAUUAAAGACAUCUUCAAAGGACAGACAAUUCAAAAUUCUGUUAGAGCAAAGAAGUUCUAAGAAUUCAAGAAAAGAAGAUAGGAUGACUUUUUUACUUGUAUAAGCUGAUAAGUAAAAAAGUCUGAAUGUCUAAGGGACCUAACUAGGCCAAAAAAUUAUUUAAUUAUACAAGUAAAUAAAAUACCGGUACACUUGUAUGUAUCCUACAAAUUUACUUAUAUAAGUACCGGGUAUAUUAUAAUUACUUCUUCAAGUAAAUAAAAAUUACUCGUACAAGUAGUACCCCUGACUGACAUAUUUGUUGAUAAACAUGUUAAAUAUAUCAUGGUUACUAAAUAACACUGCUAACUUACUAAACAUCUUGCACAAACUGCAUUUUUAGAAUGAUUAUAUACAUAUAUAUAUUUAAAUUAACAGGCAAUCAACAUGCAGGAUUUGUAUAAAUUACAUACUUUUUACAAAUCCCGCAGGUAUAAUACAUGUGCAGUUUAAAGGAAAAAAGGAUAUACUUUUUACAAAUCCUGCAUGUUGAUUGCCUGUCAGAUUCUGUCUUUUUUUGACAAAGUCGAAAAAGUGAGACUUAGUCAUGCUUUUCUGUCAGCUUGGUGUCAACAAUGUAUUAGUUUGUGAUUAUGUCAGUUUCUUGAGAACCACUAGUGGUAGGUCAAUGAUAUUGGUAUGUACUAUGCGGUUGUAUUAGCAUUGGCAUAUCUCAUUUACAUGGAGAUUAUUUGACCCUGUCCCUCAGUCACGGUCUAUUGAAUUUGAAACUUUUGCUUGGUUUUAAAAAAAUGUAUUAGUUUGUGAUAAGGACAGUUUGACAAUGUUUGAGGGGAACCUUUAGUGGUAGGUCAAUGAUAUUUGGUUUGCAGAUAUAUAAGCAUUGGCACAUCUCAUUUCCAUGGAAAUUAAUAGGAUCUGCCCCCUCAGUCAUGGUCUAUUGACUUUGUAUGUUUUGCUUAGAUUACAUCAGUUUAAAAUGAACCACUAAUGUUAAAUCAAUGAUAUUUGGUAUGCAGUGGUAUAAGCAUUUGCAAGUCUCAUAUCCAUGGAGAUUAUGUGGUCCAGCACCUUCAGUCAUGGUUCAUUGACUUUGAAUGUUUUGCAUAGUUUACAUAGGUAAAUUUUUAACAUUUGCCUUAUCAUGCUUAUACUAUCUAAAUAACAACAUAGCAAGACAUAUCUCUGCGUCAAUAUUUUAACAAAAUAUUUAUUCAGAGUUUGAACCGUAUCCUUAUAUAAUCUUUAUCCAUUCAUGAGCACGUGUGUAAGUGUCCUUAAUUGAAGCCAGUGCUUGCAAAGCCUUGCACAACAUGUUGCAAGUAUUACUUUCUAGAUUGUUAAAAAUACAGAUAUUGAUUCUUUUCAUCAAACAUGUCAAACAAGAGUUGUUUCCCAUUUGUGAAGGAUUUAUAUUCUUCAGUCACUGUAUAAUUGCUGUUGGAUUUCGUGAUUUAAUUAUGUGCUAAUCAUGCUAAUAGGGGGAAAUUAGUGAUUUGAGAUAAAUUAUAAAAGAAUAACAAAUGGUAUUCAUACUGUCAUCAAGUGCAUCUGAAUUCUGGUUAUGAACUAGAUAUAGAGCAUUAUCGCUAUUUGGAGUAUUUUUCCUUUGAUCUUUUUUAUGAUAAUUUUUCAUAUAAUGCUACUCGCUUGAGAUAGAAAAUUAUCACUAGAAACCAUUGGCGCACAUGCAGUUAUCAAUGUAAACAUCAACGACGUCAUAGGCAAGAUAGUGAUAAACAGAUAAUCAAUUAUCUUUCAAACUCAUGGAUGUUUCUCUGCCAUAUCUCAUGUCAGGGCUGUUGCCCUUCAAUGAGAUUGAAGCUGAGAAUUCGAAACACCCUCUCAUUUGAAAAACCAUUGAUAAUCUGUAAUUAAUGCACAACUGAAGGCUAAAUAAAUUUAGGGAAAAGAAAAUGUCAAAAGUUUCUGUAUAAACUACAUGUACAUGUACAAAAUAAUAAUUGUAUAUUAUUUAUGAUUAUUGUUAAAUUAUUCUUAUACAUAUUUGUUGUAUGUGCUCAUAUUUAUUGUUAGAACAAAGGAAUAUUGAACUUGUUGAUUGUAGUCAUUGUUACAAAUGUAGAGUAUGAGAUUGGAUCUUAUAUUAGAUAUGCAUUUUAUUAGAACCACAUGCAGUGAAAAUAUUUUAUUUACAUUUUUUUUAUAUGCUGGAAAUUUUAUGGGUCAUACCUGUGUGUAGAUUUGUUAAUUAAUUUUUUAGGUGAAGCUGAUUUGUAUAUGUAUAUUAGUGUUUCUAAAUUUGUUUUCAUGAAUGCAAAGUUGUGUGUUUUAGAUUGUUUAGUAAAAUAUGUUCUGUUGCUAGAUAAAACUGGUUAAAUAAUCACUGCAGCCUGCAAGGCUCCUUUAAAUGAUUAUUUUUUUCUGAGUCUACUGUUUAGUUUAUAUUAAGGGACUUUAAUUUGUUACUUUUUAAUUGGAGCAUUAUUUAUUCAUUAAAAACAAACUGCUUUUAAACAUGCAUGUUCUAAAAUGUUUUUAAACAUUUAAUUGUAUUUUGAUAUUUACACAUUAACCUGUUAUCUUUCAUGACUCUUUGUACAAUAUACAUGAUAAAUGACUCAUUCAAAUUCAAACAACAAGUUUUGAGAAGUAUUCAUAAAUGAUACUUGUAUCCAUGGUAUCAUAAUAUACACGAAAGAACAUUAGCAAUGCACAACUUCUAUCCAACAACAAUCAUGACAAUGUUUAUUUAAUUUUCAUGUUUUUACUCAAUUGUUAAAACUUUUUAAACAGUGAAAAAAAUUAAACAUUCCUGGUAAUUAAUUGAGAUAUAAUGGAGGUAUCUACCUUCUAUAAUGUCUGUUUGCAUGUGAUAUGUUGACAUUUCCAUUAAAAAAUCGAAAAUCAAAAGAAUCUGAUUUGUCAAUUCUUACAAUAUGUGUUCAGUAGAUAUCAGAAAAACCUUCUUCUUUUUAGCUCACCGGGGCCCGAAGGGCCCCAUGUGAGCUUAUGCCAUCACUUGUCGUCCGUCGUCGUAAACUAUUUCAAAAAUCUUCUCCUCUGAAACUACUGGGCCAAAUACCUUCAAACUUUAACUAAAUGUUCCUUAGGGUAUCUAGUUUAAAAAUUGUAUCCGAAAUUUUGAUCCAUCGACAAACAUGGCCGCCAUGGCUAAAAAUAGAACAUAGGGGUCAAAUGCAGUUUUUGGCUUAUAUCUCAAAAACUAAAGCUUUUAGAGUAAAUCUGACUUGGGGUAAAAUUGUUCAAUUGGUCAAGAUCUAUCAGCUUUGAAAUUUUCAGAAGAAUCGAACAACCCAUUGUUGGGUUGCUGCCACCGAAUUGGUAGUUUUAACAAAAUUUUGCAGUUUUUAUUUGUUAUUAUUUUGAAUAUUAUUAUAGAUAUAUAUAAACUGUAAGCAGCAAUAAUGUUCAGCAAAGUAAGAUCUACAAAAAAGUUAAUCUGACCAUAAUUGUCAAUUGACCCCUUAAGGAGUUAUUGCCCUUUAAAGACAAUUUUACACAAUUUGUUCAUCAAGUUUGCUAACAUUUAAAAAUCUUCUCCUCUGAAACUACUGGGCCAAUUACCUUCAAACUUUAACUAAAUGUUCCUUAGGGUAUCUUGCUUAUAAAUUGUAUCCGAAGUUUGUAUCCAUCGACAAACAUGGCUGCCAUGGCUAAAAAUAGAACAUAAGGGUCAAAUGCAGUUUUUGGCUUAUAUCUCAAAAACUAAAUCUUUUAGAGCAAAUGCGACAUGGGGUAAAAUUUAAUUGGUCAAGAUCUAUCGGCCCUGAAAUUAUCAGACGAAUCGAACAACCCAUUGUUGGGUUGCUGCCACCGAAUUGGUAGUUUUAACAAAAUUUUGCAGUUUUUUGUUAUUAUUUUGAAUAUUAUUAUAGAUAUAUAUAAACUGUAAGCAGCAAUAAUGUUCAGUAAAGUAAGAUCUACAAAAAAGUUAAUCUGACCAAAAUUGUCAAUUGACCCCUUAAGGAGUUAUUGCCCUUUAAAGACAAUUUUACACAAUUUGUUCAUCAAGUUUGCUAACAUUUAAAAAUCUUCUCUUCUGAAAUACAGGUGAGCGAAUCAGGCUCUUGAGAGCCUCUUGUUUUUUGUAUCUUUCUAUAGAUUUUUGCAAAUUGUAAUAUUAAAUUUGUCAGAAAUUUAUGAAUUUAUAGUCUUUGUCUACUUUGAUAUAAAAAACAAUUUUUCUAAAUUUCUUACCAAUCUUAUCAUUGGAUUAAAAGAAAUAUAUGCCUUUUGUUACGUUGCCAACACAAAAAUUAAAGGUGAUGGUUUGCUUAUUUUGUUGUUCAGUUUAUAAUGUAUAAGUAAUAUUUCUGUUUGUUGCUUGUAGUGAUUGUUACUAGUUCCCACAAAACUACUUUACCAGCCCAUGGAAUAUACAUUUACCUGUACAAGUGUCAAUGAAGAAAUUUUCUAGAUAUAUAAUGUUGUAUAUAAUUAAUGUCAUUGCAUUCUACAGUGAGCUAAUUAACUUAUAAAAAUCUUUAUUUAUUUUUUUUGCCAGAAAAUGUGAAAUAACUACUAAACUUUAUAGGUUGCACUUUGUAAAUACAGCUGUUUCACAAGCCACGCCUCUUUUGGGGAGAUAUAUAAUAUUCAUAGAUAUGUUAAUUUGUUAACGUACUGGUUCCCAGAUAUGAUCUCUGUGUUUCAUUUCAUAGAGACAUAACUUGGGAAUGUUACCAGUAUAGAAAAACAUGGUAGCGCCUAAAAUUUAAUUCUUAGGAGGUCCAAAAGCGGAGGUAGGGGUAAUAUAGAAUUUUAGUAUAAGUUUAAAAUCUUAGAAGUUCAGGGCAUAUAAAUGUUGAAAAUAUGCCGCACAGCCCUAUAUUUUGACCUUUGAAUAAAAUAGUAGUGCAUAUCAACUUUCCGUUCUGGGAUAUAAUUUUUCAGUAAACUUCAUAGUGAAAGUGGCACAGUUUUAGCCGCAAAGGGAGUUCUUAUGGGAAAUUGCAUUGUCUAUAUUUACAGAAUUGCAACCUAUAAUCAAUAAUGUCUCAUUUCGGGUAUUCCAAUCUCAGUAAAGAAAGUAAUUACAAGUAUAAGGAAUUCAAAUCUGAACAAAAGUAAAUGUUUAAAUUAAAAAAAAAAUUAAUAUGAUGCAUAUUUUCUUGAAAGCCUCAACAGUUAUUAAGUACAAAUGUAUGCAUAUGAUCAAUAAAAUACAGAAUUUGUAAAUGAUGCGUAUAUCUUUUAGGAGUUGCAAAUAUAUACAUGAAUGGUCUCUCAUAUGGGAAAUUCAUUGUAAGGAAGAUUAUUUUUUAUGAAAAUGGAGACUGGUUUGGGAUUAUAACUUUUUUAUGCCCCGGCCGUAGCGGAGGGGGCAUUAAGUUUUACCCUGGUCCGUCUGUACGUACGUUUCAAAAUUGGUUUCUGUUCUCUAACUUUAGUUUGCCUCAACCAAAUGUUAUGAAACUUAUACACAAUGCUUAUUACCACAAAACACAGAUCAAGUUUGAAUUUUGGUGGCAUCACUUUAACCCUUCUAGAGUUAUGCCCCUUUACAAAUAGAAAAAUUGCUAAAUAUUUUGUUUCCGUUCUCUAACUUCAGUUUGCUUCAACCAAAUGUUAUGAAACUUAGACACAAUGCUUACUACCACAAAACACAAUUCAAGUUUGAAUUUUAGUGUCGUCACUUUUACCGUUCUAGAGUUAUGCUCCUUUAGAAAUGGAAAAAUUGCUGAAUUUUUCGUUUCCUUUCUUUAACUUUAGUUUGCCUCAACCAAAUAUUAUGAAACUUAUACACAAUGCUUAUAACCACAAAACACAGAUCAAGUUUGAAUUUUGGUGGCGUCACUUUUGCCGUUCUAGAGUUAUGCCCCUCUACAGAUGGAAAAAUUGCUGAAUUUUUCGUUUCUAUUCUCUUACUUUAGUUUGCCUCAACCAAAUGUUUUGAAACUUAUACACAAUGCUAAUUACCACAAAACACAGAUCAAGUUCGAAUUUUGGUGGCGUCACUUUUGCUGUUCUAGAGUUAUGCCCUCUUUGUUUCCAUUCUCUUACUUUAGUUUGCCUCUACCAAAUGUUAUGAAACUUAUACACAAUGCUAAUUACCACAAAACACAGAUCAAGUACAAAUUUGGGUCGUGUCACUUUUACAGUUCCUGAGUUAUAUCCCUGAAUAACAUUAUAUGCAAGCAGGGGCAUCAUCUGUGUCCCAUGGACUCAUUCCCCAUUUAUUUAAAGUUUAUUUUGAAAGAAAAUAGUUUGAAUUUUAAAUAAGAAACUCAUUUUAUUUAGAAAUACAAGCUACUGGUUUAAAGCAUUAAUAAAAUCAUGUUUGCAAAUGAUGAAAAAAUGUUUUGCUCAAAAAAAUUGUCUUUUUUUCAGCUUUCUUCAUUUUAAACUACAAGUCUAAGCUUUGGUUUUUCAAUGUUCAUAUGAAAUUUGAUGGGGAGAUUUCCUUCAAAGAUUCCCAAUCAUUUUUUGGAUUUAUACUGAAGUAUUUAUUGAUGAUUGACACAUGAUUGAUUAGACAAUUAUCCUUUAAAAUUUAUUUUUUUUUCCAAAUAAAAGUUAAAGGUUAAAACAAUCCUGUAUAAUGUAUAUUAUAAAUAUCAAUAAAGUGUUUUGAUAUUUAUUUAUUGAUUUGUAGGUCAAGUAAGUUCACAAAGACAUUUAUUUAUAUUAAUCAUGGAAGGAUGUUGUUAAUGUGUGUAAAGCUUUACAUGUAUGUGAUUGUUAUAAAGAAUUUAUAUAGAACUAUUAAAAUAUGUUCAAAUACAA